CUCACCGGUUAAUACAGUAGACAACACUCAUCCGAAAGCGAGUGACAGACACGAGAGACAACAGAAGAAGAGAGGAAGGCGAUAAGUCCACACGGCCGUCCUCCGGUGCACCACGGGGUGCGCAUUCAAACUGACCAGCGCGUGAGCGCAGACGGACACCUUCCCCUCACCACAUCCAUCACUGAGCAGCCUCACUGCAGCUGACUUCUCCAUAGAACCGGAAAACAGGACGUGUGCAGAAGAAGAGGAAGAGGAGGGAGGUCAUGUUAACCCUUCAGGCUACUGUGACUGGGAGCUCAAUGAGGGUUUGAGCCUUUUGGGACGCAACAACUUCCUCCCAGGCAGAGGCACUCCACCACAGUUCAAAAACCAAAAGCAACCAGCAGCUCUUCCCUCAGGCACACUAAUUUGAUCACAACAAGACAUGGCCUUCACCCUGACAGAAAUCAUGGCAGCAAGGAGGCAGCAUUCCCAGGCCCAGUCACACUCCCAGAGAAGCAGCAGGUCCACAGUUGAGGUGGAUGAGUACAGCACCAACCCUACUCAGGCCUUCACCUUCUACAAUAUCAACCAGGGACGCUUCCAGCCGCCUCAUGUCCACAUGGUGGACCCAAUGCCUCACGACACCCCCAAGCCGCCUGGUUAUACACGCUUUGUGUGCAUUUCAGACACUCACUCCCGUACUGAUGCCAUCCAGAUGCCGUACGGGGACGUCUUUAUCCAUGCUGGAGACUUCACUGAGCUGGGACUACCCUCAGAGGUCAAGAAGUUCAACGACUGGCUAGGUACCCUUCCCUACGACAUCAAAAUAGUAAUUGCUGGAAACCAUGAGUUGACCUUUGACCAGGAGUUCAUGGCAGACCUCAUCAAGCAGGACUUCUACUACUUUCCCUCGGCCUCCAAGCUGAAGCCAGAGAAUUACGAGAAUGUCCAGUCACUGCUCACCAACUGCAUAUACCUGCAGGACUCUGAGGUCACCGUUCGAGGCUUCAGGAUCUACGGCUCUCCCUGGCAACCCUGGUACUAUGGCUGGGGCUUCAACCUGCCAAGAGGUCAGGCUCUUUUAGACAAGUGGAACCAGAUCCCAGACAACACGGACAUCCUGGUCACACACUGCCCCCCACUGGGUUUUCUGGACUGGGUCCCAAAGAAGAUGCAGCGUGUUGGAUGCAUGGAGCUACUCAACACAGUUCAAAGAAGAGUCCAACCCAAAUUACAUGUGUUUGGACACAUCCAUGAAGGCUACGGCAUGAUGACAGACGGCACCACAACGUUCGUCAACGCCUCUGCCUGCACUGUCAACUUCCUGCCCAUGAAUCCACCCAUUGUCUAUGACCUUCCCAACCCCAGGACCACAUGACUAGAGGAGGCUGGGCACCAGACCCCUACCACCAGUCAAAAGAAAGGAGCCAGGAGGUGAACUUAGAGUUAAAGAGCAGGACUCUGUAAAUAUGACACAACUCCCUCGGACAAUCUGUGGAGCUGACCUGGUGACAAAUGGAUACUCCAUGUUAUUUCAAGUGCUGUCAUUUAUUUAUCAAAACACUGAAUUUUACAGUACAUGCUCAGACUUCUGCAGACAUUUAUCCGCAGACAAAUGGACCCAUUUUUGACAAUCUGAUUCUGCUCUCAGAGACAACAGAAGACCCUUUUCAAUCCAUCAAAAUCAACAGUGAAACAAUCCAACACCUCAUCUACACAAGAGCUUUGGCUUUGAAUGUCAGGAGGAUUUCACACAGCUCUGACUACUUUUCAAUAAUUCCCUAUCUUUUUCCAAAUUUUCCUCCAAUCCCGGAUGUUAACGUGUGAAACAUCAGAGGAAAUGUGUGAGGGCAGCAGGAGGUCUCCGCCACAGGCUGAAUAUACUGAGGUGUCAGAUAUGUCGACACUGCUCUCCUGGGGCGCAUCGUAGCCCCAGGUUAGCCUCUGAACCAGCUGAAAGGAGAACACAGGGAAGUUUGUCCCAUCUUUAUGUAGCGCUAAUGUUCUUUUUCUCCUGUUUUAUCCUCUCCCUCCUUCAUGCUGUGACUAGUUCUGCUUAGCCACGGCUGGGAGGUGUGACUUUCUGGGACUUAAAGGAUGAUACGUGCUAAUGCUACUUCUUGCCAACGGAAGCUUGAAGCAGCAGUGGUUGUUUGAGGAAACUCGCAGGUAAAUUGUGGGAACACUGAACCUUUCUUUUCUUUUUCUUUUUUAAAGAGAAGUAAAGCACCAUGAACUGUAACUGGUGUUUGUAAAUGUUCACUCUCGCGGUAAAGAAAAAAAAAACUUGAACUUUUUCCUUAAAGAUUUCCAAACCAUUGAUGUGCUUUUCCAAGAAAAAAACAAAGAAAGAAAAACUUCAAUAUUUGUGUCCAGAAAUUUGUGGUAGGUAAAUUUUAUUUGGUCUGUUUCUUAGUAAUGUGAAUGCUUAUUAUACUUAUUUAUUUACUUAAUGUCUCUGCUAAUUCCCGUUUGGUGACUAUUAACUCUUCCAUGUCCACAAGCUUUUUGUAUUUAAAAAAAAGGGCAGUAUUAAUAUUUUAAUAUCUUUAACAUUUUUUUUCUUGGCUCUGUUUUCUGAAUAAGGCUAUGUGAAUAUGCUUUGCAUAACAAGACCAUUUCACACUUUGAUCUCUCUGCUUUCUGACAUUAUGUAUGAACUUUCCCCAGGGCUGCAGUUUACUCCUGCUUCACUCUUGCUUCUUCAGCACAUCAGCAUUCCUUACACUGUGCUGAUGUCUUUAUAGUUUCAAAUAGGCAAAAAGAGAGAAAAGCAGACAAUUUGUGUGCAUUCAAACACACAAUAAUGACCUAGGUGUUUGCAAGUAUAAGUACUAUUGCACUAGAAAGGUAAGUACAUUAAAAUCAGGGACAUUGAGGCUGAUUCUUUGAGCAUAAUUACAGUAAGUCAAAUGAUAACUUUUAGAAUAUAUAUAUAUAAAAAGGAAAUUGUUGCCAAUCCAAUGGAAACAUUUUUCUAAAUCAUUUAUUAAUUUUCUAUACCUUGUUUUGGCUAAGUACACACAAAAACCUGCAUUUUUUUAACAACUGUUCCUUCUCUGUUUAAAAAAUCACAUCCAUGCAACAAAAUUAUAAAAAAAAAAAACUCUAUUUGAAAAUCUACAGAUCUUAAAAUAUUCCUGACCUUUAAUAUAAAGGUGAAGUAGCUCAGUCAAAUUCAAACAGCAAUGUCAGGACAUGCAAAAAUUCUGUCGCCAUUCUUCCACCAAAAACAAAAACACAUCUUUUUCUCAAAGUUUUCCCAUGCAUUCAAGGACUGACCAGGUCUGACCCAAAGCUGGCUAUGCUGGCCCUGAAUUCCAUGAUGAAUUGUUGAUUGAUGAAUUUAAAUGUAUAACAAGAUCUUCUUUUUACAGUAUGUGCAAGCAUGUUAAAGUCCUGUUAGCAAGAUAGCAUCAGUGCUAUUUUGGCUCGGUCUGCUGUUGCCAGUAUUGUAACUGUAUCUUAAGAUGCAAACAUGAAAAGUCUUGUUAGCAAUAUAUGCAUUAGUGCUAUCGUGGAUAGACCUACUGUUGCCAUGUAAACUAAUGGUGAGAACAAACAACCUCCCAUUUGUAAAAGAAACCCGUUCCAUCAUGAGCACAGUUGUUCACGUACUUGUUUGUGUAAUCCGCUGCUUACCGGAGGAUUCCACUAAGGGGCACGUUAGAGAACUCAGACCAGAUAGAGUUGUCAUAUUUGUAGAGUGUAAACAAAAUGAUAAACAUGGCAAUAAUAGAGAAGGUUAGCAUUUGAUUCAUUUUUAAGAUCAUUCCAGAAAAAAACAGCUGUGGUAUUGUAGAUGGUAUGUAAGGAAUAAUUUCGAAUUUGGUCAACAAGCUAGUCUUUAAAACUUUCCAUCAUUUUAACCAAAACCUUACAAUAAUGCGCACAGACAACAGUACAAACAAAUGCAAAAUAUGCAAGGCAACCAUGAUGAACAUGCAUAACGCAUGAUUAAAAGCAAAUAUAUUCUCAGCCUAAGGGGAGAUUAGCACAUAUCCUAACAUUAAACCAAGGAGUUUGCGGUGCACAAUCUGAUGUCACAAGCCAAAAAUCCUGGUUUCCAAGUCCACACAUGAACAUUAAUGAAGUCGGUGAGAAUCUU
Molecule: messenger RNA, 4090 nt
Organism: Melanotaenia boesemani (Boeseman's rainbowfish)
Lineage: Eukaryota; Metazoa; Chordata; Actinopteri; Atheriniformes; Melanotaeniidae
Gene: mpped1
Product: metallophosphoesterase domain containing 1
Exons: 7
Coding region: 425-1360 (311 amino acids)
Molecular function (GO): hydrolase activity
Source: RefSeq, a predicted model, not a curated record